Messenger RNA from Vanrija pseudolonga, 372 nucleotides. RefSeq lists its product as uncharacterized. The record is from RefSeq and is a predicted model, not a curated record. NCBI's taxonomy places the organism in Eukaryota, Fungi, Basidiomycota, Tremellomycetes, Trichosporonales, Trichosporonaceae. The transcript has a single exon. The coding region runs from base 1 to 372 and encodes 123 amino acids.
AUGAUUUUCCGAACCGACUCACGAACCUCGAACCGACACUCCCCAACAACAACACUCUCCAACAACAAAAACAAAACACGCCGCCAUGGCACACUCGACACAUUCCCAAACCUAACAAUUCAUUCCACUAUACAGGCCGACGACGAGGACGAGGAGGAGAAGGAGAAGGAGACGACCCCUCCUGCUACCGACUCCAAGACCGACUCUGAGGAGUACUCGACCCUUUCUUCGCCCCUCAAGUACUUUGCCUUCCUUGCCAUCUUUGUCGUGGCCCCCGUUGGUGCUUACCUCUACUUCUACCGCGGCGGCCGCCAGCGUGUCAAGGCUUGGCUCAACAGUAAGGACUAUGAGAAGCUUGAGUCGAAGGCUUGA